GUGAGCAAGGGGUACUGGAACCGGCGAACCCGAGCGGGCAUCGGACCGACCCCGCCCCGGCCCCGGCCCAGCCGGAUGGACCCCCCGGCGGCCAAGCGGAGCCGGGGCUGCCCCGCGGGACCGGAGGAGCGCGAUGCCGGGGCCGGGGCCGCGCGCGGCCGGGGCCGUCCCGAGGCGCUGCUGGACCUCAGCGCCAAGCGAGUGGCCGAGAGCUGGGCCUUCGAGCAGGUGGAGGAGCGCUUCUCCCGGGUGCCCGAGCCAGUUCAGAAGCGCAUCGUGUUCUGGUCGUUCCCACGCAGCGAGCGGGAGAUUUGUAUGUACUCGUCCCUGGGCUACCAGCCCCCCGAGGGCGAGCAGGACGCCCGGGUGCCCUUCACCCGUGGGCUGCAGCUGCUGCAGAGUGGGGCCGUGGACCGUGUGCUGCAAGUGGGGUUCCACCUGAGCGGGAACAUCCGGGAACCGGGGAGCUCUGGGGAGCCCGAGCACCUCUACCACGUGUCCAUCAGCUUCGACCGCUGCAAGAUCACCUCUGUGAGCUGUGGCUGCGACAAGCGUGACCUCUUCUACUGCGCACACGUGGUGGCACUGUCACUGUACCGCAUCCGCCACGCCCGCCAGGUGGAGCUGCGGCUGCCCAUCUCCGAGACGCUGUCCCAGAUGAACCGGGACCAGCUGCAGAAGUUCGUGCAGUACCUCAUCAGCGCCCACCACACCGAGGUGCUGCCCACCGCCCAGCGCCUGGCCGACGAGAUCCUCCUGCUUGGCUCUGAGAUUAACUUGGUGCAUGGCGCCCCGGACCCCACAGCGGGCGCGGGCAUCGAGGACGCCAACUGCUGGCACCUGGACGAGGAGCAGAUCCAGGAGCAGGUGAAGCAGCUGCUGGCCAACGGCGGCUACUACGGGGCCAGCCAGCAACUGCGCUCCAUGUUCAGCAAGGUGCGGGAGAUGCUGCGCAUGCGGGAUUCCAACGGGGCACGGAUGCUCAUCCUCAUGACCCAGCAGUUCCUGCAGGACCCGCGCCUCGCCCUGUGGCGGCAGCAGAGCGCGGGCAUGACGGACAAGUGCCGCCAGCUGUGGGACGAGCUGGGAGCCUUGUGGGUCUGCGUCAUCCUGAGUCCCCACUGCAAACCAGAGGAGCGGGCAGGCUGGCUCCAGCUGCUGGGCACAUGGGACAAGCUGGACAUCUGCCCAUUGGAGGAGGGUAACUACUCCUUUGACGGCCCUUGCCUGCAGCCCACCACAGCCCCCAGCACAGGCUCAGAGGAAGAGGAGAUGGUGGCAGCCACAAGUCCCCGCCACACGGUGUUUGGCCGCGCCCUGCAGGCUGGAGAGCUGCACUGGACCGACCCCCACCUCCAGAGGAUCCUCGCCAGUGACUCCUACGGCCCCACCCUCACAGGCAACACGGGUGGUGACAAGCCAGCUUUUGACCCGCAGGGCCGCCCACUGUGGCUGUGCGAACCUUUCCCCACCGCCUGUGCCCGUGUGGACACCCUGCGUGCCCAUGGGUAUCUGCAGAAGGCCAUGCGGCUGGCAGGUGCCAUAAUCAACACACUUCGGCUGCAGAGGCGCCAUCAGCUUGAGAGCUACAAGCAGCAGAAAAAAGACCUGCUCCAGAAAGGCGCCACGUGCAUCACCAACAUGGAAGGCUGGGUGGGCCACCCCCUGGACCCCAUUGGCUGCCUCUGCAGGGCGCUGCUGGAGCCCUGUCGCCUGGAGGAAGAGACCCUUUCUCUGUACCCAGACUCAGGCCCCGAUAAGCGGAAAAUAGCCUACCAACACGUGCCUGUGCCCGGAAGUCCUGGCGAGUCCUACCUGGCGCUGGCGCUGGAGGUGGCACUGCUGGGGCUGGGGCAGCAGCGGGCCCUGCCCGAGGGACUGUACGCCCAGGACAAGGUGGUGCGCAACGAGGAGCAGCUGCUGGCCCUGCUGGAGGAGGUGGAUUUGGAUGACAGGCUGGUGCAGGUGCUGCGCAAGCAGGCGGGGCUGCUGCUGGAAGGUGGCCCGUUCAGCGGCUUCGGAGAAGUGCUCUUCCGGGAGAGCGUGCCCAUGCACACCUGUGCCCGGUACCUCUUCACCGCGCUGCUGCCGCACGACCCCGACCUGGCCUACCGCCUGGCGCUCCGAGCCAUGAGGCUCCCCGUGCUGGAGACAGCAUUUCCAGCUGGAGAGCCUCAUCCCAACCCACUGGACUCCAUGAUGAGCAACCGCUUCCCCCGCUGGUUCAUUCUCGGCCACCUUGAAACCCGCCAGUGUGAGCUGGCCUCUGCCAUGCUGACAGCCGCCAAAGGAGACCCCAAGUGGCUGCACACGGUGCUGGGUUCCAUCCAGCAGAACAUCCACUCCCCGGCUUUGCUCUUCAAGCUGGCGCAGGACGCCUGCAAGACGGCCACCCCGGCCAGCGCGCCACCGGACACCACCCUGCUGGGCAUCGCGCUGGAGCUGGGCCUCCAGGUGAUGCGGGUGACCCUGAACACCAUGACCUGGCGCCGGAGGGAGAUGGUGCGCUGGCUGGUCGGCUGUGCCACAGAAAUCGGUGCACAAGCACUCAUGGAUAUCAUGCAGAACUGGUACUCCCUAUUCACCCCGGUGGAGGCGGCCACCAUCGUGGCGGUGACGGGCACCACGCACGCCACGCUGCUGCGGCUGCAGCUGGACACAGCCCGGCGCGAGGAGCUGUGGGCCUGCGCACGCACGCUGGCCCUGCAGUGCGCCAUGAAGGACCCGCAGAACUGCGCCCUGCCCGCGCUCACCCUGUGCGAGAAGAACCACGCGGCCUUCGAGGCCGCCUACCAGAUCGUGCUGGACGCGGCGGCUGGUGGCCUGGGCCACGCGCACCUCUUCACAGUGGCCCGCUACAUGGAGCACCGCGGCCUGCCACUGCGCGCCUACAAGCUGGCCACGCUGGCCCUGGCGCAGCUCAGCAUCGCCUUCAACCAGGACAGCCACCCAGCCGUCAACGACGUGCUGUGGGCCUGCUCGCUCAGCCACUCGCUGGGUCGCCACGAGCUGUCGGCCAUCGUCCCGCUGAUCAUCCGCAGCAUCCACUGCGCGCCCAUGCUCUCCGACAUCCUGCGCCGCUGGACCCUGUCAGCGCCCGGCCUGGGCCCGCUAGGGGUGCGCAGGGCCACCAAGCCACUGGGCACCGAUCGGGCACCGCUCUGCCAGCUCCUGGACGCUGCGGUGGCCGCCUACAUUGCCACCAGCCACUCGCGCCUCACGCACAUCAGCCCGCGACACUAUGGCGACUUCAUCGAGUUCCUGGGCAAAGCCCGGGAGACCUUUCUGCUGGCGCCCGACGGGCAUCUCCAGUUCGCCCAGUUCCUGGACAAUCUCAAACAGACCUACAAGGGCAAGAAAAAGCUCAUGCUCCUGGUGCGCGAGCGAUUCGGCUGAGGGGACGCAGGCGACAGCCGAUCCCCAUGCCCCGACUCCUGACUCCUGCCCUCCGCGGUGGCCCGAGGGGCGGUUCAGUAUUAAGGCAGGGAAAAAGGCCUGGCCGCAGGUGGCCGGCGGGAGGUGGCGUCCUGUCACGCGCGUGCCUAGCAGUGUGCAAAUGAGUGUGCAAGACUCCGGAGCAGAAGCCAUACCGCCAUCCUGGAGCCGGAAGGGGCUGCGUGCUUUUUUGGGCGCCCCAUGAGCCAUAGGCAAGCGCCCCCUCCCCCCAACGGCAUGGCUGGGGCUGGGGGAGGGGCUGGGAGGCGGGAGUUUAAAGAAACCGGCCUUCAAAAUCAAUGUAGCAGACCCACGGACCCCACCUCGGGUGGCCUGGGGACUUCAUAGUAGCUCCUCUAGAUCCUUCUUUGUUCCUUCCCUUGCUUCCCUCCCCCUAUUGCUCAGGGGCUCCCCUUCCCGGCCCUGCACCCCCUCUUAGGCUGCCCAGCCAGGACCAAUGCCCCGUCCCCACCGGAGGAUUUCAAGAGGUCUUGGGCCUCAGCCACAUACCUCACCACCUGCCCGCUGUCCAGCCAGGAUCCCUGUCCCUUUGGGCACCAGGGUCCCAGAGUGGGCUGGAUGGGUCCUCAUCGCUGUCCUGUCCCCAAACCCGAUAGUCACUGGACAUAAACUCAGGAACCAGCCAGGGUCCAGGCUACCCUCCGAACCUGGUGUCAGGGGCAACCAGAGAGCCAGUGACACCCCCAGCCCACCCACCAACUGGAAAGAAAAGAGAUGGGCGGCGUGGCGUGUCCCGGCUCUGCCUGUCUCUCCCUUUCCUGGUCCCCGCUCUCUCCCGUCUUCUCACUGUGUCCCAUAGUUCCCCCUGGUUAUCCUGCAUUUUCUAUUUUGCAUCACUCUUAAGUCCCAGCUGUGGUCUCUGUGGCGUCCCUUCCCUCCCCUGGGACGAGGAGGGAGCACACCCCGCCCUCUCGGUCUCCUCCCUCCUUGUAUAUUAAGGAAAAAGGUCGUGUUAUUUUGUAACUUUUUUUCUAUUUAUUGAACCAUAUAUUGUAUUUCCUUUUUUUUCCAUUUUUUCAAGAUUGUACGCAGCUUUCUUUUUAACUUUUGCGAUUGAGUGGGGUGCAGCCCCCUCACCACCCUGGGCCAGGGCCACCCCUUGCUCCCUCUGCCAGAAGUUAUGUGAGUGAUAGCAAACGUGCUUUGGAGUGGGCUUUAUAAGCAAGCACAGUGCUGGGAGCUUUGCAGGUUUCGCAUGAUUAUCACGACAGCCCUUUAAAUCGGUGGGAGAUUAUCAUUCCCAUUUUACAGAUGAGAAAACCGAGGCACCAAGGAACCGAGGUAGAAAGCAACCAAGCUCCAUUUAGUACCAAAUUGCACGGCCCUUGCACCACUAGGAAAGGCCCGCGAGGGGGCGCCCUGGCCCCAGACGCUCGCCAUUGUGGAGGGGGCUUGUCUGCAAAUAGCCGAGCACCGGAGGUCGGUGAUUCGGGUGCCGGGUGCAGCUGGGUGGGGAAGACACCAAGCCCAAAGGCGGGAACCCUGGAAUGAGACCAGGCCUUGAAAGGUGUGGCUCCGGGCUGCCAAGGCGAGUGGGCGUGGUCUGGGUGGUGACGUCAUCUGGGGCGGGGUCCGGCGUGUCUGGAUCUUUUAACCAGAGCAGAUGAGGCUCUCAGGUUCCCAAGUAGAGCGAGGGAUCUGGGGGACGUCGGGAAAGCGCUUCGUGAUUUUCCUUUGCUGGCUUCCCGAGAAGCGACUCCCUUCCAGCUUUUAAGAAAGAGAGGGAUGAGCAGCCGGA
Molecule: messenger RNA, 5194 nt
Organism: Castor canadensis (American beaver)
Lineage: Eukaryota; Metazoa; Chordata; Mammalia; Rodentia; Castoridae
Gene: Zswim4
Product: zinc finger SWIM-type containing 4
Cellular component (GO): Cul2-RING ubiquitin ligase complex
Molecular function (GO): zinc ion binding
Source: RefSeq, a predicted model, not a curated record